AUGGACACCUUGACUGCUGGUGAACAGCGCACCUUCAUGCUGGGCCUUCUCUGCUCUACCGAUGGCCUGAACAAUAUCAAGGUUGACUAUGACAAAUUGGCCGAAAAGGCAGGCUUUAAGAAUGCCGCCAGUGCUUCUGUCCUCUUCAACAAGUCGAGACGUAAGAUCCUGUCUGCCUUGACCGAAGAUGGUACCCUUGCGCCUACCAACGGUAGCCCAAAAAAGACUAGUGACAAAGUCACUAAGCUCCGUAAAUCCUCCGCAAAAGGGAAAGGUGCUACCAUUACCACUGAUGAGGAGUCGAACGGCAAUGAAGAAACCCAGGCCAAUCCCGUCAAGGUUCCCAAGGCCAGAGGAGGAAAAGGAAAGGCCGGGGGAAGAGUUAAGGCCGACCCCAUGGCUAUCCCAUGUCUAACGAGACACAGGAUGGUUCCCAUCAAGGGUGAAGUGUCUGUAAAGGAGGAGCCUCUUCACGAAGAUUUCGCCAAAGGUAUAAUUGAUGGAACACUCUAUUCAUAUUCAGAUGUAUCACUAAACACUCUUUGGGCAGUAGGAGCGUUCUCCAGCGGCAAUGGGACUACUGCAACUGGAAGCCCCAUGAACUCUGAGGUUGAUGAUGAGACCCUCUAG
Molecule: messenger RNA, 630 nt
Organism: Trichophyton benhamiae CBS 112371
Lineage: Eukaryota; Fungi; Ascomycota; Eurotiomycetes; Onygenales; Arthrodermataceae
Product: histone h1.3., putative
Exons: 4
Coding region: 1-630 (209 amino acids)
Source: RefSeq, a predicted model, not a curated record